This is a messenger RNA of Pseudopipra pipra, 4063 nucleotides long. It is a transcript of the gene KLHL1, whose product is annotated as kelch like family member 1. NCBI's taxonomy places the organism in Eukaryota, Metazoa, Chordata, Aves, Passeriformes, Pipridae. The record is from RefSeq and is a predicted model, not a curated record. Gene Ontology annotation, molecular function: protein binding. The coding region runs from base 710 to 2941 and encodes 743 amino acids. The transcript is spliced from 11 exons.
UUUUUUCUUCCCUCCUACGUACAGCGUAUAUAAAAGAGCCCCGAUUUCUCCCUGUGCCAGCUCUCAGGCUUUGCCAUCCCAGAUAACGGCAGGCAUGGGACUCCCCAGAGAAAUAGGAUGGGAAGGUGGGAGGUAAAGAGAGGCUUCCAAGUGACUUUUUCCUGUCUGGCUGCACUCGGUCACGGAGAUCUCGGAGACUGAGGAAGUGCCACCUGCCUCCCGCUGUUGCUGCCGCCGCCGCCGCCGCUCCUCUCCGGGCUGUAGCUCGCCCUCCCGUUAAUCAGACUAGAGCGUUGUCGCAGCCUCCCUCACCCACACUUCCCUCGCAAGUGCCCGUCUCCCCUGAGAGGUGUCUCUCAUGUCUGCCUCUUUCUCCUCCCCUUUCCACUGAUCUCCGUGCAAUUCUCGUCAGCUCUGGACAUCUCUCCCUCUCUCUCUUUCUCCCUUCCCUGCUGGGUGUCUCUACCUCCUCUUGGCUCUAUCCAUCCAUCCUCCCUCUCUCUCUGCACGGGUGUGUGCGCGCAUCUCUCUCCUCCCGGCGGCUGACACCCCUCGCCCUACAAGCGCAGCGCUGCCCGGAGGAGCCGCCGCCGCCGCCGCUGCCGGGAGCGGGGCCGCCCCGCGAUCCCGCCACCGCCGCCGCCUGGCCCUGCUUGGCCGCCGUGAGUCCCGCCUCAGCCCGCGCCCGUCCCCCGCCCGCCGCGGCACCAUGUCCGGCUCCAGCAGGAAAGACUUCGACGUGAAGCACAUCCUGCGCCUCCGCUGGAAACUGUUCAGCCACCCCUCGCCGGCGGGAGGCCCGGCGGGGGGCGGCUGCCUGCCGCCCGACAGCAGCUUCGAGCACUGGGGACCGAGCCAGAGCCGCCUGCUGAAGAGCCAGGAGAGAGGCAACGGCGUCUUCUGGAAGAAAUCCGCCUCCUCCUCCUCGGCGGCCACCACGGCCAGCCCGCCCAACGGGACUCUGCUGCCCGCCGGCGGCCGGCCGGCCACGGGGCACGGGCCGGGACCGCCACCGCCUCGCACCGUCUUCUACGUGGAGUCCCUGGAGGAGGAGGAGGCGGAGGCGGUGCCCGGCGGGAUGGAGGUGGCCUGCGAGCCCGAGAAGCCCCUGGCGCCGCCGGAGCGCGAGGAGGCACCGGGGGGCUGCGCGGAUGGAGGCGGCCGAGCAACAGGUGACGGAUGCGGACACAGACUGUCAGGAGCCAGCCACUCCUUGCCACCCCACUGUGACAUGGAUUCGUGUAGCUCCGAGGAAUUCUACCAGGCUGUUCACCAUGCAGAGCAAACCUUCAGAAAGAUGGAGAGCUACUUGAAGCAACAGCAGCUCUGUGACGUUAUCCUGAUUGCUGGGGACCGCAAGAUACCUGCGCAUAGACUUGUCCUCAGUUCUGUCUCUGACUAUUUUGCUGCCAUGUUUACAAGUGAUGUUUGUGAAGCCAAGCAAGAAGAGAUCAAAAUGGAAGGCAUAGACCCCAAUGCACUGUGGGAUCUUGUUCAGUUUGCAUAUACAGGCUGCCUGGAACUGAAAGAAGAUACCAUUGAAAAUCUUCUAGCAGCUGCCUGCCUCCUCCAGCUUCCUCAGGUAGUAGAAGUUUGCUGCCAUUUUCUAAUGAAGCUUUUGCACCCAUCCAACUGUUUGGGAAUACGAGCAUUUGCUGAUGCACAAGGAUGCACAGAGCUUAUGAAGGUGGCUCACAACUACACCAUGGAGAAUAUAAUGGAAGUUAUAAGAAAUCAAGAAUUUUUACUUCUACCAGCUGAAGAGCUGCAUAAACUUCUCGCUAGUGAUGAUGUGAAUGUUCCUGAUGAAGAGACCAUUUUCCAUGCCUUAAUGAUGUGGGUGAAGUAUGAUAUGCAGAGGCGAUGCAACGACCUAAGUAUGCUACUUGCUUAUAUCAGAUUACCACUCCUUCCACCUCAGAUAUUGGCAGACCUGGAAAACCAUGUGCUUUUUAAGGAUGACCUGGAAUGUCAGAAGCUUAUUCUGGAAGCCAUGAAAUAUCAUCUUUUACCAGAGAGAAGAACUCUCAUGCAAAGUCCAAGAACUAAGCCUAGAAAGUCCACAGUUGGGACGCUUUAUGCUGUUGGAGGAAUGGAUAACAACAAAGGUGCUACAACUAUUGAAAAGUAUGAUCUCAGAACAAAUAUAUGGAUUCAGGCUGGAGUAAUGAAUGGCAGGAGGCUUCAGUUUGGUGUUGCUGUCAUCGAUGACAAGCUGUUUGUCAUUGGAGGCCGGGAUGGCUUAAAGACAUUAAACACUGUUGAAUGUUACAAUCCAAAGACCAAGGCUUGGACUGUGUUACCACCUAUGUCAACACAUAGGCAUGGCUUAGGAGUUACAGUGCUUGAAGGACCUAUUUAUGCAGUGGGAGGACAUGAUGGUUGGAGUUAUUUGAACACAGUUGAGAGGUGGGAUCCUCAAAGUCAGCAGUGGACAUUUGUGGCAAGUAUGUCAAUUGCCAGAAGCACUGUUGGAGUAGCAGCAUUAAAUGGCAAGUUAUAUUCAGUUGGAGGUCGGGAUGGAAGCUCGUGUUUGAGUUCAAUGGAAUAUUAUGAUCCUCACACAAAUAAAUGGAAUAUGUGUGCUCCUAUGUGUAAGAGAAGAGGAGGUGUAGGAGUGGCUACAUGUGAUGGGUUUCUUUAUGCUGUGGGAGGCCAUGAUGCUCCUGCUUCUAACCAUUGUUCUCGACUGCUUGACUAUGUAGAAAGAUAUGAUCCAAAAACUGAUACAUGGACAAUGGUGGCUCCACUAAGUAUGCCUCGAGAUGCUGUUGGUGUCUGUCUCCUUGGUGACAAAUUAUAUGCAGUAGGUGGCUAUGAUGGUCAAACAUACCUGAACACUAUGGAAGCAUAUGACCCACAAACUAAUGAGUGGACACAGAUGGCAUCCUUAAAUAUUGGAAGAGCUGGCGCCUGUGUUGUAGUCAUCAAACAACCAUGACUUUGUCAGCACUGCUUAGAAUUUUACUGACUGUGAAAUGAUUAUUUUUCUAUGAGACAAAGAGAAUGAUAAUUUCACAAGAACAAGGAUUUACACAGUGAAUACUCUGUUGAUCAGAAACUUGAAGUUUGAAAGUGAGAAAGAUUAAGUAUUUAUGUCCUAUAAAAUCAUAAAAACUGUUCACAGUCAGUGGACAAGAAAAAAAAAACAACAGAGUGUGUAGGCGUAAAUAUGUGAAUGUGGAGUAGUAAGCUCAAGUUCUCAUGAAUGUGUCCUGGAGAACUGGAUUAGCAAGGUAAAGCUCUAUACAAGGAGCAGAAAGGAACAUGAAAACAGUUUUUGUGGCUGCAAGAGAACUGCAGAAACAUAAAACUACAUUUAAUAAAUUUGAAACUGUGGUUUUUGAAAAAGAAGAGUUGAUAGUAAUAUAAUUUUUUUCUGUCCACAACCCUCAAAUGGGUUGUGGCCUUCUCAUUUAAAUGGGCAAUUUGAUUCUUACUGAAGGGAAGAGGUCAAAUGGUCUGGAUAUUCAUAAUGGCUGAGCUGUCACUUUAUAGUAGGAAUAAAAACAAAACUAAAAGUAAACUUGUUUUGUAUCUUCAGAUUGUACCUCCUUGCCAGUUUUAACACGUCUUAUAAAUUAAUCUACUGAAUGGGAAGACUGUGUGUUUAAUCAAAUAAUACAUAAAGCAAUCCUGUGGCUGCACUGGGGCUUUGUUGCAAAUAUUGGAGUCAAAAGAACAGUUUCCUAAUUCUUUCUUAGUCUUAUAUUCAGUUUAAGCAUGUGGGCUCUACUCUCUUUGUUUAAUGCAUUCUUCUGCAUGUUAGAAGCUCAUGACAAGCUGAAAAAUUGAUAUUGUUCUUUCAGUGCAUCAUGUAUCAGAUGAACCCUGACCAGAACAGUCUAUAGAACCUCCUCUAAUAUUUCAAGAGGGAGAAAAGUCCUACAUUUUAGUUCUUUCUAAUGCUCGCAAAUUUUACCUAACUAGAGCUGGCAAUUUAUGACUUUCCACUUAUGACUGAGAAAAACUGAGAAUAACUCCCAGUAGACAAUUCAGAAUAAAUGCAAGUGAAAUAAGGAAAAGUAUACCAUUUGAUCUAAUAAAGUUCAUAUGGUAAAUA